Molecule: messenger RNA, 2530 nt
Organism: Diceros bicornis minor
Lineage: Eukaryota; Metazoa; Chordata; Mammalia; Perissodactyla; Rhinocerotidae
Gene: GPC3
Product: glypican 3
Exons: 9
Coding region: 366-2183 (605 amino acids)
Biological process (GO): positive regulation of canonical Wnt signaling pathway; cell migration; regulation of protein localization to membrane
Cellular component (GO): extracellular region; cell surface; plasma membrane
Source: RefSeq, a predicted model, not a curated record
CGCCGCCCCCGACCGGUCUCCGCGCCGCGGUGCCUCAGCAGUCCCCGCAGCCCCGCACUCCGCACCCGCAGGCUCGCGUCGCACGGCUGCCGUCUUCCCCUGGCCGCGCGGUUGGCCUCGCCCCGCCCCGCCCGGUCCCUCCUCGCCCCGCCCCGCCCCGCCCCGGUCAGCCCCGCCCCGCCCAGAGCCUCCAAGCCGUUCCCGCCCUCGCCCAGCGCCCAGGUAGCUGCGAGGAAACUUUUGCAGCGGCUGGGCAGCGGCACGUCUCCCGCUCCUCAGGGCCACUGCCAGGCUUGCCGAGUCCUGGGACUGCUCUCGCUCCCGCUGCCACUCUCCUGCGCUCUCCUCGCUCCCCGCGAAGCAGGAUGGCAGGGACCGUGCGCACCGCGUGCUUGGUGGUGGCGAUGCUGCUCAGCUUGGACUGCCCGGGACAGGCACAGCCCCCGCCGCCGCCGCCGGACGCCACCUGUCACCAGGUCCGUUCCUUCUUCCAGAGACUGCAGCCCGGACUCAAGUGGGUGCCUGAAACCCCCGUGCCAGAGUCCUUCCAGUUGCCACUGCAUGCCAUCCCAUCAGGAAGCUAUCUGCCAUUAGUUGGUCUCUGGAGCCAAAGGGGAUCAGAUUUGCAAGUAUGUCUUCCCAAGGGCCCAACAUGCUGCUCAAGAAAGAUGGAAGAAAAAUACCAACUAACAGCACGACUGAACAUGGAACAGCUGCUUCAGUCUGCGAGUAUGGAGCUCAAGUUCUUAAUUAUUCAGAAUGCUGCAGUUUUCCAAGAGGCCUUUGAAAUUGUUGUUCGCCAUGCCAAGAACUACACCAAUGCCAUGUUCAAGAACAACUAUCCAAGCCUGACCCCACAAGCAUUUGAGUUUGUGGGUGAAUUUUUCACUGACGUGUCUCUCUACAUUCUGGGUUCUGACAUCAAUGUGGAUGACAUGGUCAAUGAAUUGUUUGACAGCCUGUUUCCAGUCAUCUAUACCCAGCUAAUGAACCCAGGCCUGCCUGAGUCGACCUUAGACAUCAAUGAGUGCCUCCGAGGGGCAAGGCGUGACCUGAAAGUAUUUGGGAAUUUCCCCAAGCUUAUUAUGACACAGGUUUCCAAGUCACUGCAAGUCACUAGGAUCUUCCUCCAGGCCCUGAAUCUUGGAAUUGAAGUGAUCAACACAACUGAUCACCUGAAGUUCAGUAAGGACUGUGGCCGAAUGCUCACCAGAAUGUGGUACUGCUCUUACUGCCAGGGAUUGAUGAUGGUUAAGCCUUGUGGUGGCUACUGCAAUGUGGUCAUGCAAGGCUGUAUGGCAGGUGUGGUGGAGAUUGACAAGUACUGGAGAGAAUACAUUCUGUCUCUCGAAGAACUGGUGAAUGGCAUGUACAGAAUCUAUGACAUGGAGAAUGUACUGCUUGGUCUCUUUUCGACAAUCCACGAGUCCAUCCAAUAUGUCCAGAAGAAUGGAGGAAAGUUGACCACCACUAUUGGCAAGUUAUGUGCCCAUUCUCAGCAACGCCAAUAUAGAUCUGCUUAUUAUCCUGAAGAUCUGUUUAUUGACAAGAAAGUAUUAAAAGUUGCUCAUGUAGAACAUGAAGAAACCUUAUCCAGCCGAAGAAGGGAACUAAUUCAAAAGUUGAAAUCUUUCAUCAGCUUCUAUAGUGCGCUGCCUGGCUACAUCUGCAGCCAUAGCCCUGUGGCUGAAAACGACACUCUUUGCUGGAAUGGACAAGAACUCGUGGAGAGAUACAGCCAAAAGGCAGCGAGAAAUGGAAUGAAAAAUCAGUUCAACCUCCAUGAGCUGAAAAUGAAGGGCCCUGAGCCAGUGGUCAGUCAAAUUAUUGACAAACUGAAGCACAUUAACCAGCUCCUGAGAACCAUGUCUGUGCCCAAAGGUAGAGUUCUGGAUAAAAACCUUGAUGAGGAAGGGCUUGAAAGUGGAGACUGUGGUGACGAUGAAGACGAGUGUAUCGGAGGCUCUGGUGAUGGAAUGAUGAAAGUGAAGAAUCAGCUCCGCUUCCUUGCAGAACUGGCUUAUGAUCUGGAUGUGGAUGAUGCUCCUGGAAGCAAGCAACAUGUGAAUCAGAAGGACAAUGAGAUAGCUGCCUCUCACAACCUUGGGAAUGGCCAUUCCCCCCUGAAGGUUCUAACCAGCUUGGCAAUCUAUGUGGUGUGCUUUUUCUUCCUGGUGCACUGACUUCCUAGUGCACAGCUCACGGGCUGCCCUUCAGCACCCUGUGGUCUUCCUCUGUAAAGGGAACCACCUUCUUAUUUUUUUCUAUUUUUUUAUCUUAUAUACCUCCUCCAGCCAUUAAGUAGAAGACUAACCAUGUGUUAUGUUUUCGAAAAUCAAAUGGUAUUUUUAUGAGGAGGGUAAAUUUUAGUGGUAGUAUAGAUUGUCCUUUUGCAAAGAAAAAAAAUCAAGUUGUGUCAAAUUAUUUUCCUAUGUUUGGCUUCUAGAACAUGGUUACCAUGUCUUUCUCUCUCUUUCUUUCCCUUUGCAUGGAUUUCUUUGGAAAAAAAUAAAUGCUCAAAUAAAAAUGC